AUGUUUCUCGCUACACCCACGGACGCUGGUAGCCACGUCUUCAACGCAGAUUCAAUCCUAACGGCUAAGAUGGCGGGCUAUUAUGUCCACGGUUACAAUGAUACUGUGUGGUUUGUCUCUGAACGCAAUCCUACGUUGGCUCGGCCGGUAAUCCUAUUCCAUUUUGAUGCCAGCUGCACCCUGGAGAGGGUUACUGAAAUCAGAAAACCGAUGCUCUUUAGCUCGGCUAGUGGGGACGAAGAAAUCUAUGCUACCGGCAGCUGUACCAACAGCACCAACCGGGGUAGCAAACCACGUACCCCCGGUAUGAAUUGUCCUACGGCCACGGCAACUCCAACUACACCGGUGGCCCCCGUGUCUGACGUUGCGGCUGCGGCCAUUGCACGCUCCAGGACCAGUAACCGUACUGGCGCUACUACUGGGUCACCCACCGGGCUACCAGAAGCUCCAACACAUCGUGUUCCUACAGAAUGUGAGCCCGACCCUGUCGCUGUUGCACCGAUCGUCCAGUCCCGUACGGGGUACCGAAUUGCCGGUGCCGCCAAGGGUAAAGUGCACCUUAAGCAGUCGUGUGGUUCUCUUAAGAAUAAGGUUGUGGAGGAAAUGGUUGUAACCGGAACAACCGACUUGUGUAAAAAGUGCUACUAUGAACCAGAGGUGGUAGAAGUGUCGGUAGAGUAUGCUGAUAUCGAAGCCAUGCUGGCCGAGCUGCCGGAAUCUGCAACUCCUAUGUCUGUUACUCGUGAACCCAUGUAAACUUCGAUGAAAAUUAC
Messenger RNA from Sphaeroforma arctica JP610, 773 nucleotides. RefSeq lists its product as hypothetical. The record is from RefSeq and is a predicted model, not a curated record. The transcript is spliced from 3 exons. NCBI's taxonomy places the organism in Eukaryota, Ichthyosporea, Ichthyophonida. The coding region runs from base 1 to 756 and encodes 251 amino acids.